AUGAGAUUUUUAGUUGAGUUUCUAGUAGGUUUUCCACAACCUACUUUGAUAAGAGAUUAUGUUAUUCCAUUUUUAUUGAAUCAUAAUUUGAUUACUUCUAAAUCAGUUUUGGAUAACCUGCAUACAGUUUUAUACACAUCAUUGUUUUAUCAUAUUGUUUAUUUAAUUGGUGCUUAUAUUGUAUUUCCACCUUUAUCAAAGCUCAAGAUCGAUUAUGAUGUGAAUCAUGCAAAAGAUAAAGAAGCUAGAUCUCAAAUAACUAAUACUCGUGAAAGAAAGAUUCAAGAUUUGUCUAUUCAAGCAUCUAUUCAUUUUAUCUCUUUUUUGCAAACUUUAGUGGUUUUAUACCUUUCUUUCGUCUUCUUCUUAAAUUCAGAUAUCUCAAGUAAAGAAAACUAUCCAGAUUCAGAUUCAAGAAUCUUUGGAGAAGUUCGUGAAACUCAAUUAGUUUGCAUGUUUGGGUUAGCAUACUUCAUAUGGGAUGCUUAUAUUUCUUCUAUUCACUCCACGUUGGCAUUUACUGUCCACGGUAUUGUUUCAACUGGUGCUUAUUACAUUGGUUUGAAACCUUAUUUACAAUAUUAUGCUCCUGUAUUUUUAAUGUUUGAGCUAUCUAAUCCAUUUUUAAAUAUAAGAUGGUAUGGAUUAAAGUUUUUUCCAUCAAAUAAUAAAAUCAGCAAAAUUGUAUUAUUAAUUAAUAAUUUGAUUUUAAUGAUAAUUUUUUUCUUUGUCAGAAUUCUAUGGGGUUGGUAUCAAACUUUUAUGUUAAUUUAUGAUUUUUAUACAGUGCGUAAUGAUCCAAGGUUUCUUUUGAUUGACACUAUAAUUGUGGUCAUUUGUAAUUUAACCAUUGAUGUACUAAAUGUCGUUUGGUUCUCUUUAAUGGUCAAGACUGCAAUUAGCCUAAUAUUCCAGGCACCAGGGAAAAAACCUAAAAAAUAA
Messenger RNA from Arxiozyma heterogenica, 942 nucleotides. It is a transcript of the gene ALE2, whose product is annotated as Ale2p. The transcript has a single exon. The record is from RefSeq and is a predicted model, not a curated record. Gene Ontology annotation, cellular component: membrane; endoplasmic reticulum. Lineage: Eukaryota; Fungi; Ascomycota; Saccharomycetes; Saccharomycetales; Saccharomycetaceae. Gene Ontology annotation, biological process: lipid homeostasis. Bases 1 to 942 code for a protein of 313 amino acids.